Abrus precatorius (Indian licorice) is the source of this 2807-nucleotide messenger RNA. RefSeq lists its product as uncharacterized. The transcript is spliced from 5 exons. Lineage: Eukaryota; Viridiplantae; Streptophyta; Magnoliopsida; Fabales; Fabaceae. Bases 30 to 2807 code for a protein of 925 amino acids. The record is from RefSeq and is a predicted model, not a curated record.
UGAAGGUUUACUGAAUUUCUUCUUUGAAAAUGGGAGUUGAAAAAGAAGGGACCAGAAGUGGGUUUUUCCAUUUGUUUGACUGGACCUCGAAAUCCCGGAAGAAAUUAUUUGCAACCAAAUCAGAUUUACCAGAUCCUUUAAAACAGGGAAGAAAAGUAGAUUACAAUGUGGCAAUGGCACAGCCCUAUCUGGUGGAUGAAGAUGAAAAUGGAUUAGGGGCAAGUGUUCGAGGAAGCUGUGAUCAUAGUUAUGCUUCAUCUGUUACAGAUGAUGAAGCAUGUGGGACAAGGGCCCCUAGUGUUGUUGCCAGGCUUAUGGGAUUAGAUUCCUUGCCUACUUCUAAUUUUUCUGAUCCUUAUUCUACCCCAUAUUUUGAUAUGCGAUCCCUUCAAGAGACACAGUGUUUAAGAAAAAACCUCAGUCACCAACAUGAACAUCAGUCCCCAUAUUCUACCAAGCUGGUUGAAAAGGUUGAGGGCUCUUCUAGGAACUUCAUGGAACCAAAGCCUCAGAAGACCAUUAGCAGGCCAAUUGAAAAGUUCCAAACAGAAGUAUUACCUCCAAAAUCAGCUAAAUCAAUUCCUGUUACACACCAUAAACUUUUGUCCCCAAUCAAGAGUCCUAGCUUUGUUCCAACCAAUAAUGCUGCUUAUAUAAUGGAGGCUGCAGCAAGAAUUAUUGACCCUAGAAUCCAGGCUACUACAAAGGCUAAGACACCUAUGGUAGGAUCAUCAACCAUGUCAUUGAGAGUUAGAGAUCUUAAAGAUAAGGUGGAGGCUUCACGAAAAGGACCUCUAAUUGGGCCAUCCUCCAUGACUUCUAGAGCACGAGAUCUAAAAGAGAAAAAAGAAUUUGCUCAAAAGACAGCCAGGCUUUCAGAACCUUCUCAAAGAUCAGUUGAGUCAAAUGCUGCUAAGUAUCUCAAAGGCCAAUCUUUGAACAGAAGCUGGAAUGGAUCUGUGGAUACAUCCAUCAAAUCUCCUAAACAUGAGCAAGAAGAUUCUUCUUUGAAGAAUAAGGGGAAGUCCAUUUCACUUGCAAUCCAAGCAAAAGUGAAUGUUCAAAGAAGGGAAGGUUUGAGUUUGACAGGUGGCAGAAGUUUGAUGGGCCAAGAGCAUCUUGAUGUUAAAUCCAACCAACCAAUGAAGGCAAAUGUUCAGAAAAAUUUGCAUAAGAAAUCUUCCGGUGCCCUCAGACAGAAUAAUCUGAAACAAAAUUAUUCAUUUGAAAAAGAAAAAUUACCAUCAAAGCCAUUGGUUACCAAUUCCCACAGUAGGAAAGUUUUGACUGGGGAUUCUUCUUAUGGACGUCAUAGAAGCUCUAGUAAUAAAUCCAGCGCAAAAUCUAAAGUUGGAUCCAGAAAGUCAGCCAUGGAAGUGACAGAUAGUGAAAAGGAAGUUUUGUAUACCAGCACAAACAGUUUUCCUAGGAAGAAAAGGUCUACAGACAAGGACUGGAAUGAUAGGGUUGUGGAUAAUUUGUUCAUUGAAAAAACUCAGAAGCCAGUUAAGUCUAAUCUAGUGAGUAAUAAACAAUAUAGUUUGGCUGAAGAAGUAAAAAAGAAAGACAUGGAUGUAGUUUCCUUCACAUUUACCACACCAUUAACUAGGGGGAGUCCAGGUUUUGAGUCAUCUGGACAAGCUGGCCAGAAUGCUAAUGGUCUUUCCUUGGAUCAACGUAUUAAAAGAGUGUUGCUUGACACUGAAAAUACAAGGUCUCCAAUAGGAUACAAUGUGAUUGGUGGUGACGCCUUAGGUAUCCUUUUGGAACAGAAAUUGAGGGAGUUAACACGUAGUGCAGAAACUGCAUGCCAUGACUCUUCUAAAGUGAGACAACCUUCCAUUACUUCACCAAUGUCAAAUGAUCAAGUAACCAGCCUUAAUUUAGUUAACCUCAAUCCAAGGUUACAACAGAAGAAAGACCAAGAUGUGUUAUUUACGGACAAGUUAAGCAGUAGCGGUGAUUCAGACAUCUCCUUCACUGGUCCCCCUGAAUUAUCACUGAAACAUAACUCAUGGGUUGACGAGAUAGAACCACAGUUAUUCAAUUGUCGACACCCAAGUCCAAUAUCUGUUCUUGAGCCUUCUUUUUCAAUUGAAAGCUGUGAAUCUUCAAUGAGCACAGAUGUUACUAGUACAGAAGGAAGCAAGUUGUGGUCAUCUGUUCAAGCUCAAGAAGUUAAUCGCUUAAAUUUUUCAAGAAAGUUCUAUCCUUGUGAAUCUGAUGCAGAGUUAUCUGAUUCAGCUUCUUCAACAUCAGCUGGCACCAUGUUGAAGAAGCACGCAAGCGCAUCUUCUGUCAUGAAGUUUAGAAGCUCAAGCACAUGGGAGUUGGACUAUGUGAAAGAUAUAUUGUGUAAUGUUGAAUUGAUGUAUAUGGAGUUUUCCCUUGGUCGAGCUCAUGAGGUUGUAAACUCUCAUCUAUUCGACCACUUAGAAAGUCAAAAGGGAAGGUUCAAGAGUGACGAUCAAUCCAGGGUAAGAAGGAAAGCUACAUUUGAUUGUGUGAGUGAAUGUUUGGAUUUAAGAAGCCGGUGUUAUGUGGGGGGAGGAUACACAAUGUGGAGCAAAGGGUUUGAAAUGGUGAAAAGAAAUGAAUGGUUGGCAGAAGAUGUGUACAAGGAGAUUUCAGGUUGGAGUGGCAUGGGGGAUUCAAUGGUAGAUGAGCUUGUGGACAAGGACAUGAGCAGCCAAUAUGGAAGAUGGCUCGAAUACGAGGUUGAUGCUUUUGAACUUGGAUCAGAGGUUGUGGACCAAAUAUUUGAUUCUUUGGUUGAUGAUGUUGUCACUCAGAUCUUGCAAUUGUAA